This is a messenger RNA of Onthophagus taurus, 6325 nucleotides long. RefSeq lists its product as uncharacterized. Gene Ontology annotation, molecular function: actin binding. The record is from RefSeq and is a predicted model, not a curated record. Gene Ontology annotation, biological process: positive regulation of actin filament bundle assembly. NCBI's taxonomy places the organism in Eukaryota, Metazoa, Arthropoda, Insecta, Coleoptera, Scarabaeidae. Gene Ontology annotation, cellular component: Z disc; actin cytoskeleton; nucleus.
ACCAAGGCAAGAUUCUCUACCUACGAGUUGCAAGGCUCAGGUGACAUAAUGCGGAGUUAAAUAACCUUUCGUCCAGUUCGUAUUCUUGUUCCUCAAUAUUUCCUAAACGAAAUAUGUGAAAAUCUGUGAAAAUAUGAUUAAGGAAUGGUUACAAUAUAUCUGGAUAUUCGCCCUUAGCUUUUUUACUAAUAAAUCACAAAAAAUAGCGAUGGGAGACGAGAAAAAACUUUCUUUAAUCGUGGUGGUAUCUUUAAUUUUAUGGGGAUUCUUUAAAAGACUCUCCGAGAAGUCAUCAGAGGACGCGGGCGGUCUAGAACAAAAUUUAUCACUUGGCUCCGUUCCAUCACUUCCACGCUCUUCCCAGAAGAAGCACCAACCAGUUGCGGAAUCGGAAAAUAUGGCCCUAGUACCGUCCGGCGGCGACUCCAUAGUCAAAGAAGAAGAGGUCGAGCAGAGCACGGAAACAUCUGUGUCGCAAGUGAGGAAAGAUUUGGGUAAUACCAAGAUAGCCGAAGAUGCCGCUAGUUUCCAUGGGACGCAUUCGUCGAAGGUAGUAGAGGAGACUGGAUCGUCGAGUCAAAAUUUGGAGUGCAGUGCGAAGGUAGUAAAGCAGUCCUCGCAAACCGUUACAGAAAACCGUAAGAACCAAUCUAAGGCAGAAACUCAACCCAAACCACCUUUAGAAUUACCAGAUAUAUACAAACCUUUAGAACCACUAAAGAAAUACGAACCUCUUAAACCAUUUGAACCACUACAACAAAUUGAAACUCCCAAAUCGUUUGAAUUAGCAAAGCAAUUAGUAUCUAGUGGCCAACUUGAAACUAGUAUCACCCCGGGGGAAGAGACGAAAGAUUUUAACGAAAACACCAUCGUACCAAAAGAAAAGGAGGAAGAAAAAGUAGCCUCAGCAUCAACGUUUAAACCUAUCGAUUCAAUCAAUCCAAUUAUGGAAGAUACAAAUAAAUCGUUUGAAUUGAUAAGACCUCUAGAAAUACAAUCUAAUGUAACUCCUAAACAAUAUGAACCAUUACAACCUUUUGAUGAAUUAAAAUCUGAAAAUAAUGUUAAUGAAAUCGAAGAAGUUGUUGAAAAUAAUGCUAAUUCAAAAAAAGAAAAUGAAGAAAUUGUGGGAAUUAAUAAUUUUGCAAUAAAAAAUAAUCUUGUAGAAAAGAAUAAUGUUGUAGAAAGCGAUAAAUUUGUAGAAACCAAUAAAGUAGACACCAAUAAUGAUUUAGAAAGCAGUAAUGUAGGGGGAAGCACUUUUAUUGAACCCCAAACCAAUACAAUAGAAGUUCCAGUUGUUGAAACAUCAGAUAAUGUUGUAAGUGAUGUAGAAUCAAGUGCAAGAAAUAGUUUAUUAGUAGACGAAAAUGAUCAAGAACCUUUUGAAUUAAGAACAUCAACCGGAGAAUUAUACGUACCUGUUGUCCCAUUAGCACCUUUAAACUUAGAAGAUUACCUAAAACCAAUAGUACCAACAACAAACUCAAACGCUGAAAUAAAACAAGAUCGAAUAAAAAAUUCAUUAAAAGAAAUUAUAUCGGAUUUAGACACAUUUGCCGAAAAAGAUAAAGAUCUUAAAGACUCCUUAGGAGAGCAACAUCUGGGAAAUGUACCGCCCAACUUUAAAGAACAACAAUCAUUACGAAAUCAGUGUGACUCACCGCGCAGCCAAGACAUGCAGACACUCAGCUUUACGAAAUGUGCUAGAUCCAAAAUGAGACCGGUAUCUUUGCCGCCCGAAAAUAUUUUGAAUCUCAUCAAAUGCGCUCAGAUUGCCCAAGAACUGAAUAAGGUCGGCAAGAUUGAUGAUGAACAGGAUGAAAACCAAGGACCUCGUCCGGCAAUUAGUUUGGAGAAGUUGUUUACUCCUGCAGAUGAUGCUCCUCAAAUACAACCUCAAUCAACAAAGAAAGUGUUUGCCUCGUCGUCUUUCUACGCUAAAGGAUUACAUCCGACGAUGGAAGAACAAGUUGAACUUGCUAAACGUAUAUCCAGUUCGUUGAGCGAUAUCAGUAACAAAACCAGUAAAGGACAAUCGAUGUAUGUUAAUAGGAAGAAGAGAUCCGUGAAAUGGGUACAUGAAGGUGAAGGCCAAGCAAAUGGAACACAAAAUGGGGAUAGCGUCAGAGAUACAACGCGUAGUAAAUCGCCUCUAAGGCUGGUUAUGAACCCCCAUGGUCAAGUUCAUGAUAUACAGUCGUUAAGAAGACAAGGAUACGAUAUCGAAUCUGCUCUAUCUCCGGACGUUUGUUUAGAAAUCGUUAAAGAUUUAAAUUCGCCGAAAGGAAAAGGAGCAGAGCUUUUUGCUAAACGUCGUAAAAGAUCUGAAAAGUGGAUUGUUGGUGGUGAUACGAACGGUGAGAAGGAAAAAGAAAACAGUAUUCCGGAUAUCGCCCCAUCACCUGUUACGGUUCUUCCGCCAAUUGCUCCAUUAAAUUUACCAACCCCGGGUUAUUUGCCAGAAACUACGCAAAGGAUGCAACACAAUCAAAAAUUAGACGAAAUCCAAGAGCGAUUUACGAGACCAAAGUUAAAGCUUGUAAAAUCACCUUGGGAUGCAGCUUUGGAAACUGGAUCCGUUGAAGCAGCUUUUGAAAAUCUAGCACCAGCUUGGCCCAACAAAGGAAACUAUGUAGCUCCAGUUGUGGAUUCGUACGAACAAGCUUUGAGAAGAGAUUCAUUGUCGACAUGGAGAGCUUCUCCAUCGAAUGGAUAUGGGAUGCAACCCGAAAAAGUUUUCGCCCACAAUCCAGCUUACAACAGCACAAGCAUCAAUAGGAUUGUUGAUAACUUGCAAAAGGGUAUGAGUAACGUUGACGUGUACAAACCCAAACAUCCACAAGCUUGGAAUUCUAAGUCGUCGCAGCAACCUCAAUAUAGUAGUGUACCUAUUAUUGUGCCGAUACCAGAACCGGAACCAAGAAGAAGUCCAUCACCAUAUCCAAACAUACCAGAUGUUAGUUCCACCCCAGAAAUUUUAGCCGAAACGAAAUCAAACAUAAUAAGACCUGUAACCCCAAUAAGAAAGGUGGAGGAUCCCAUUCCCGAUCCACCCCCUCGUCCUCGAUCGCCUUCCCCUUUUCCAAGCAUACCAGAUGUUACCACCGAACCCGAAAUUGUGCAAAAAGACGUUGAGUCCUUUAAAACUGCAAAAUUUGUCGAUCCAAAUAGACCAGUUUCGCCGUUUCCAAAGAUAGCGGAUGUAAAAUUAAAUCCUGAUUUAAUUGAGGAUGAUGUAAAAAAACUUCGUUUUAGUCCUAGAUUGGAACAACAGACUAAAAUUGAUAUUGAGGAAAAUAUCGAGGAGAGCAAAACAAUAUUGGAAAUUAAAAACGUGGAAAAAGUUGUUGAAAACGUAACUCCUAAAAGUAAGCAAAAUGAGAUCAAAGAUCUUAUGGAGAUUCCAUUUCCCACAAUACCAGAUUAUUCAAAAAAGGAAGAUUCAUUUGUACCAGAUCCUAAUUACAAACCAUUUUUCACUCCAAAGAAAGCAUACGCCCCUAUUAACUUAAACAAAAAGUAUAGUUUACCAAGCAAUCCUUUGCCGAAAAAAGAGGAAGAAAUGGAAAAAGCCGAAUUUAAUUUUGCCGUAGCCGAUACUGACUUUAAAGUAGCUGAGCAUGUUUUCACUGAAACCACUUCAAAUUCAAUUCGAUCAUUGCAAUCGGAAAUAUUUGAAAGUCAAGGUCAUUUUAACGCUAGAAGCGUUUCGCCGUUUAAAGUGUUUAUUCCAAAAUCCCCAGAACCGGUUCCUCCUGAAGAACCAGAACCAGAACCUGAACCCCAACCAGUUAUAAAAGAUCCAACCCCACCUAAAGAUAUGACCAAAAUGCAUAUCGCCGAUCCAGAAACAAGAAAACUAAUCGAUUCCCAAAAAGAAUGCUUCUCAGAAAUGAAAGAAAUCAAAAACGCUUAUAAAGAUGCCGAUGACAUGGUAUCUAAGUAUCCACUCCCAAUAAAAACUUCACAACUCGAUGAUGAUAAUGAGGUUAAAAAGAUUUUAGAUAAAAUGAAAAUUACACGGAGUGGUGUGGAUAACGAUAAGCAAGUACAAGAAGAAAUCAAAGUUGAAGAAAUAAACGAAGAUAAUCGGAAAGCGAGAGAAGAGACUUUGGUAAGAAGCGAAGUUUUGAAAGAAGUUGCAGAAGGUGGGAAAAUUGAACAAGCUCGCAAAACGGAAAUUAAAGAAGCUUCGGAAGUUAUUAAAGAAGAUAGCGGAUACAAAACUAAACAAGAACUGAAAGAAAACGAUAUGAAAAUGCAAACUUUUGAAGCCUCGAACGAUCAAAUACAAAUUAGAGGGUAUAGUACUUCGCAAGUUUCGUCGUCUUCGUCUUAUCAAACAAGCACUUCUUAUGGAAAUAAUGAAAAACAAAAAGAAAUUAGAGAUGUAUCACUAAAGAAAGAAGAAAGUCCUUUAAAGAUGGUGGAAACUCCAUUAAAGAAGGAAGAAAGUCCCCCGAAGAAAAAAAUUCCACCUCCAAUUGAAAAACCAAAAUAUAAAAAACCUCCAGAAACAAUUAUUGGGGCUCGUCCAUUAUUUGGGCAACUAAACAUUAAUGAGGAAUUUAAAAAAGCCGUUGAUCUACGUCAAUCAUCCAGAAUGAAAAAAGGAAAAGCCCAUCAACAAUCAACUUAUAUGGUACCCGCGGAAAUUCGAAAUGUGCAAAAUAUUAAUGAAUCAAUGUCGUCUCAAUAUUCCACCAAUGAAGUUGCUCAAGUUCAAACAAUUAAUAUUAGUGAAAAUGAGGAAGUUGAAAAGAUUUAUUAUCAAAGAGAACGAGAAUACGAAGUUGAUUAUCAAACGAUUCAAGAAGAAAUUAUCGUACCGUCUUUCACGUCGAAUGUGAAAUGUUACACAAAAUUAAACGAUGAUCAAAUUUAUCAAGAGGUUGAGUUACCGCCAAAAAUAUCAAUUGAAAUUUUGCCUCCACAGAAUUACGCGUACGGAAUUCAAGAGAAGAACGUAGAAAAGAUUGAAAGGGAAAAGUAUCAGCAACAAAAUCAAUUUAAUAUUCAACAAUUUUCGACGAGUAAAGAACAAUUUAUUCAUAAACCACAAGCGAAAUUGCCUACUAAUGGCCAACACAUCACUAAUGGUGAUUAUAUUAAAUGUAUUAAUGAUCAACAAUCGAAAUUAAAAUCAGUUGAGUAUUCGUAUCAAGAAAAUGUGGGAUCUCAAGAAGACGAAGAUGAGUACAAGAAAAUUCCUGUUAAGUCGUUGAUUAAAAAUUUUGAAAAAUCAGCUAUGCCUGCUUUAAGAGUUAAACAAAUUAGAGAUCCACUUCCUGAUGUAGUGGAGAAAUUAAAUUCUUCGCGAAGAGCUUCCAUCGACCAUUCAUCUUCGCAAACUGAUGUUUCUAAAUAUUAUACUUCACCGGCAGUGCAAGAACAGCAAUAUUUGCAACAAGCCGAAAAAGAUUUUGACAAUUUAUUCUAUAUUGCUAAUACAAACGUGGAAACUAAACAUUUUUACCCUGAUAAAAAACAAAGUUUUAACCAUGCAGAAAAUAGUUCUUUUAGAAAAUAUGAAACGCAAGAAACUUCCUCUGCUUUUGCUGCUUUUUCCGAACAAGCUUGUUAUGCCAAUCAAGCAUAUAUUGAAGGCUCAAGCACUCUUCCAAGAACGAUGACUAAAACUCCUCCAUCUCCAAGUUUUAAAGCAGCAGCAGCAACAACACCACCGGUUUUUAUCCCUAAAGAAACAUCAACUCCGUUAUCAAGUUAUCCACCUCAACCAAGUUAUUCUUCUCAACAAAGUUAUGGCUAUCAAGAUUACUCUCAAGUUUUACCAUCAUCCACCCCAAAAUUGGAUGUAGGUUCCCUUCAAAAUUAUAAUACCGCACCACGGGGAUGGGGUGAAAUAAGGGAUUUUUAUAAACCGGUAACUUUCGAUAAACCCAGAUCGCCAUUUACCGAUUUUUAAGAUCAAUACGAAUUGUAACAUAAUAUAUUAUUACAAUUGCUUAAAUUUUAAGACACUACUAAUAAAAAAAGAUGAUGUUUUCUUCGUUUAUUUGUUUUGUGUAAAUAUUUGAAGGUUUACUAUUCACCGUUUGCCUACGAACUAUUUCGACUGGAUCCAGAUUCUGGAUCGACAGAUGCGAGAUGUUUUUCGUUUUCUUUGAUUUUUUAGUAAGAUAACUUAUUAUGUAUAUAUGCUCUACUAAUUUCUAUUUUUAUUUUUCUUGUUAAAAAACUUCUUGCACAUAUUCUACUUACUAUCAGUGACUUUUUGUGUUUUCGAGUGUAUCAUUAUUUGAUGAUUGUAAACUGUAGUGCUGGUUAUUACAAAUAAAUUUAUUCGUAAAACUAUAACCAA